UUUCAGAAACUGACGGGUCUAUAAAAUAAAUCGUAUCAAGUUGAAAAUGGAAUUCGAAUAUUAUUGUGAUUUCAAUGUACUAGUAACUCUAACUAGUAACCUGUAGUAGGUGAAGGUCCGAUCUAUCCUGUUUAUUUUUGGCUACGUAGCCUACGUGAGUGUGUGCACUGUGAAUGUUGUGGUGUGGAUUGCCUUCCACAACUUUUUCAGUGAAUGUGUAUGUCUCAUUUGACCGAGUGCCAGUCACCUUUCCCCAAUUUGGACUGUCCUAAAUAUCUGACAUCCCUCACCCAGGCCUCCACUUUGAGUUUCAGAUAUGUGGUACAUUUUUACUGUGACAUCUGUGAGUCGUGACAUUUUUGUUCUUGGCUAGUAUUAGUAAGGCUAAGAGAGUAGAAGUUUUUAGAUAGUCAAUUAGAUGAAGCAAUAAUGAGUGAUGUUUUGCAAUGGAGCUGUGAUGAUGUGGCAAGUUGGCUUAAAGAAGGAGGAUUUGAUGAGUAUGUGCCAUUACUCUGUGAGCAGCACAAAGUAGAUGGCAUAGCUUUAUUAUCAUUAACUGAAGAUGACUUAAAAAAUCCUCCCUUACAAAUACCUAUUUUUGGCCAUUUAAAGAAACUUUCACUUAAACUCUCUGCUUUAAAACGGGAAAAUACUGCAGCUUUAAGAACUUUGGGAGUAACAAAUAAUGGUGUGGAUGAAAAUUACACUAGAAAAAGAACUAGGAGUAAAAAUAUCCAUGUGGAGAGGUUAACUAGUGUUGAAUCAGAAGAUAUUGACAGUGAUGACUCUGCGUUCUUGAAACCAGCAAACAAACCUCGUAGUCGUGUAAGAUCAAAUUUUCUAGAUGCUGAAAUCUGGAAAACUGUAUUAAGUUUUUUCUAUGUAUUUUUUGUCUUCCUCUUGACAUCAUUUGUGAUGGUGAUCGUCCAUGACAGGGUACCUGAUAUGCGUAAAUUUCCACCUUUGCCUGAUCUGUUUCUGGAUAAUAUGCCUUAUGUUCCGUGGGCAUUUGAAGCAUGUGAAUUAGUUGGUAUUGUAAUGGCAGUCUGCUGGUGUGUCUUAUUAUUUUUUCAUAAACACAGGUUUAUUUUAAUGAGAAGAUUUUUCUCCUUGGCUGGAACAGUAUUUUUGCUCCGUUCUUUUACUAUGUUAAUAACAUCUAUGUCAGUACCCGGUGUUCAUUUACAGUGCAGUGGAAAGAGGUAUGGUGACAUGUGGACACGGUUACACAGAACAUUUGAAAUAUGGAAAGGAUUUGGUAUGAAUUUACAAGGUGUUAGAACUUGUGGUGAUUAUAUGUUUAGUGGUCAUACUGUGAUACUAACUUUGUUGAACUUUUUUAUAACAGAAUAUUCCUCCAAGCACAGAAUGUACUAUUUACAUAUGAUGACGUGGGUUUUGAACCUGUUUGGUAUAUUUUUUAUUCUGGCAGCUCAUGAACACUAUUCUAUAGAUGUAUUUAUGGCUUUCUACUUGACCUCUAGAUUGUUUAUGUACUACCAUACACUAGCAAAUAACAGAUCCCUUAUGCAAAGAGAUGCAAAGAGAACAAGAAUUUGGUUUCCCUUAUUUGCUUUUUUUGAAUCCAAAUGCAAUGGUGUGGUUCCUAAUGAGUUUGAAUGGCCCUUACCUAGUUGGGAUACCGCAAAGUGUUGGAUUUUAAAGUGGAAUCAGAAAUUGAAACAGUGUGAUAAUACUUAGAUGUUUAGGGUUAUGUUUCUAAAUUAUAGUUAUCUUGCCUACAUAUCAACUCAUAGUUAAAAUAGUCAGUUAACUCAUCUACAAAUGAUAUUAUACAGGUUAAAGACAUUAAAUCUUUAUUUCUAACAGAUCAAAUGAAUAAACUACAAAAUCCUUGAAAUAACGAGCAUAAGUAUCAUUAGUACACCCAUUAAUCUCCAUAUAUAUUUCUUAUAUCUCUUAAGGUUGCCGAUUGUCAUUUGCAGGAAUGUGAUUCUCUUAUAAAUUUUAAUCUUGUCAAAGUUGAAUCUCUAAAAUGAAUAUCAAUCUAAAAAUUGUUCAAUUGCAUUUAGUAUUUACAAAAAUAUGAUUUAUUCGGCAUCCUCCAGUCAAUAUAAACAAACCAAGCUGGGAGAUUAUCUACUGUUGACAUUUUAGUUUUGUUUUCCUAAUAUAAUAUUAGAUAUUCAAUUUGGCAGAUAUUUUCCAAAGAUGCAAAUGACAAUUGAGGCUUGAAAAAUCAAUGUUAUGAUUUGUAGAGGAGUUGACAUGUGAAUAAGGUAAACAUAUACUAUGUUUAGGCAGAAGAUACUAUAAGAUGCUAUAGGGUAUUGUAAUAUACUCAGGGAAAAGGUGUGAUAAAGCCUAGUUAAUAAUAACAAAUAUGUACAGGUAUUACUUUCCUGGUCUCGUAUGUAUAAUGUGCCAAUAUCCGUAUUUAAGUGCAUUUAUAUUAAGGAUAUACUUCCUCAGAAGUCCGAAACCGUCAUAAUAUUAAAUACACAACUAUCAAAUGGAAAAUAAAUUUAUUCAAACUAUGAGGAAAAAUAUAUUUAUUGUCAAAAAUGUCAUAUCAUACAAGAUACUUAGAGAGAAACUCCAUUUAAAUCUACAAACAUAGACAGAAUUAUGUAGCACACAUGUAAAAAGAUCAGUUGUUACCGGGCAAUGUGCGAGUAAUGCAUAGACUGGCAGGCAUGGUGGUUGAUCUCUUAAAUUAAUUGUGGACUUCUACAACUAAAGUCUAUAUAUUUUAAUUUUUCUAGUGGUUACAAAUAUUUUUUGAUUUGAAAAUCAAACAGAUGACCUAAUUAUGCCUGAGGGAAUAUAUCUUUAAUAUCUGUAGGUUUUUUGUAGUAUAUUUAUAUAGUUAUAUUUAAGUUUGUAGUGAGAAUAUAGAUUUGUAAAUAUUAUAAAUGUUCAAUAAGUUUUGUUACAAAUGAAUGAAAGUAUGCAGAUGUUAUUAUUUUAGACAGACAUAUAUUUUUAUAAGCUUCAUCGAACACCUUCAGUGCUUUCUUGUUUCAGUUAAUUUUGUGAUAUCAUCGUUUUUGAGGCAUUGUUGUAGACUUCUAACAUACCAUAGUAUAUUGACUAUCAUAUUGGUUUAAUAUACAUUUAAUGGAAAACAUUAGAAACAAAUUCCAUAAUUCAUUUAUCUGUCAGAUAAACUAGCUAAAUCCUUGUAGAAAACUCUUAGAACCCUUUAUUCUAGUGCCAAGCAACUAUCUGAAUCAGGUAUACAUUUGCAAUAUAGUUGUCUGGUUGAGUGUGAGAUGAGCUUCUUGACAAACUAUUUGUAUACUUAAGCGAACAUUUAUUUCCGAAACCGUUAAAUUUGAACAAACUUCUCUGAAAAAAAGUGCUUUAAUUGAGUUUCAGUAAUCCAUUUGCAAAUUAAUUUUUAUGAUACAUCGAAAGUGUGUGCCAUUCAAUAUUAAACUGUCAACAGAAAAGUUAUGCCAUUUCUAUAUUAAAGAUACAUUAUGGGAGAUUAGAUAACGAGUUGGCAGUUAUCACUAUAAUAGUUAAAAACUACAUAAUGUAAAGGCAACUUGCUGAAAAUUUCAGUCAAAUUGAUCCACUAUGAACCGAGAACUAAGCGGAUGAAAGUUCCGCUUAGUCUCGAUCAUCCUUACUGUAGUCGAUAAGACAAAACUAAUAGUCUUGAUUAUCCAUUUAAUCGUUAAUCACGAAGGAAAGUUUUGCAGCAAAUCGGACUGUAAUCCAACAAAUAUGGCAGGUAAGCCUUGACAUCGAGAGCUGAUUAUGGUCUGGAUAAGUUAAUUAAUGUCUAAUUAAUAGUUUUUAUAACAUUUCAGGCCUAAAGAAAGACCUACAAUAGGCCAAUUUUGCUCUUGCAUAAUGUAUGUUUAAACUGUCAGCGGUCUAUUUUUAUGCCAUUCUGUAUUAAACCAUCAACAGUGUAUAGUUAUGAAAUUCAAUCAACAGUGUAUAAUGGCAUUUUAUAUUAAACUGUAAACAGUCAAUGGCUAUGAAAUUUCUAUAUUAAACUGUCAACAGUGUAUAGAUAUGAAAUUCAAUCAACAGGGUAUAUACAUAUGAAAUUUCUAUAUUAAACUCUCAACAGUGUAUAGUGCUGACAUUAGAUCUUAAGUAGUUACUGAGUGUUAACAGUGUAUAGUUCUGACACUUCUAUAUUAAACUGUCAUUAGUGAAUAAUUAUGACAUUUCUAUAUUAAAUUGUCAUCAGUGUAUUUCAUCAUUUUUAGAAUAUAUGUCUAUACAUCUAUGUUUUUACUGUUUUGAACAUAAUAAUAUUACAGAACAAAACAGACUGCUGGAUACUGUAUAAAUUUUACUUAUUAUUAUGUUGUUUUGUUUAAAUACCGUUUAUGAUAGUCAAAUUUAUUUUUAUCAUUAUUUUUCUUUCAUUAGUAUAAAAUGCAAAUCUGUUUCUGCAAGAUUGAACAAAUUAUGAGGAUUAAGUAUUAACUAGUUUUUAUUUUUUAAAUUUUAUGCAGCCAGCAAUACAAAAACAUUCUAUAAUAUGUUUGAAAAAGGGAGCUGAUACUAAAAGCUCUGUACUUAAUCCUUUUUUUAUCAUUUAAUGAGUUAUUUGAUGUAGAUAUUGUUAGUUAUUUCACUGUUUGUACAUUUUGAUUGAAGAUUGAGACAAGAAUAUAUUACUUCCUUUUUAUUUUAAGAUUGUCAUGCUAUAAAGCUUUUGUUAUAAUACUUUAUAUGGCACUUGUUAUUCUUUACUUUAGAGCCACUACCGUCAAGAUAACUGGAAGAGUUUGGCUUUAAUUUAUAUAAACAUGUACAUGUACACUUCCCCACUGGUUUUCAAAUCAAAAGUAUGACAUGUAAUGCGAGACAAUGGUCUAUUUUCUAUAAAUAUUACAUCAUUCAAAUGCAGCUCAAUUUUAAAUUUUCCUGAGCCAUUCACUCACAUGACAUGAAAUUAACAUUAAAUGCUGGUGUCAUGCUUUUAUUUAUUGUACUGCAUUAUGAAUUUGCAUGUCCAUUUCAGUUCAGAUAGACCUAUAUUGGUCACAGAAAUAAAAUUACAGUAUAAAAUUAAUAUUAUUAAAGAUACAUUAUGUAAGAAUUAGAUAAAGAGCUAGCCAUUCUUGUUAUACUAGUUAGAAAAUAGAUAAUGUAAAAUGACUAAUUUGUAAAUUUCAUUCAAAUUACUCUAUUGCAAGUGAAGAUAUUAGCCUUUGAAGGUUUGGCAAGACGUGUUCAAUAAUUUCAACCACUGUACUGGUAGUUCGAAAUAAGUCUCACUCCUCCAUUUUAGAAUUAAAUCAAAAUAUGACUGAACCUUUCUAAUCUAUUUAAUAUUGGAGAAAUCUGAUGCCAUCGAGAGUUGAUUAUGGCCUGGAUCAGUUAAUUAAUGUCUAAUUAAUAAUUUAGAAAAAAUUUCUUCCCUAAAGAAAGACCUGCAAUAGUCAGAUUUAGCUCUUGCAUAAUGUAUGUUUAAUGAGCUCCAUAAAAAGAGCUCUUAUUUAUAAGAUUUUGUAUUUUAUUUUGUCUUUCCAUAUCUAGAACAUGGCGAUCACAAUCACUGAUUCUUCUGCCAUUAUUAUUACAGAUUUAUUUCUCUUUCCUUUCAAAAAUAAAAAUGUGUUAAUUCC
Patella vulgata (common limpet) is the source of this 5564-nucleotide messenger RNA. RefSeq names its product sphingomyelin synthase-related protein 1. Gene Ontology annotation, cellular component: endoplasmic reticulum membrane; Golgi membrane. The transcript is spliced from 5 exons. The record is from RefSeq and is a predicted model, not a curated record. Gene Ontology annotation, molecular function: sphingomyelin synthase activity; protein binding; ceramide cholinephosphotransferase activity. Gene Ontology annotation, biological process: ceramide biosynthetic process. The coding region runs from base 430 to 1701 and encodes 423 amino acids. Lineage: Eukaryota; Metazoa; Mollusca; Gastropoda; Patellidae.